CUUAUACCAUACAUUUAAUUACUCAAGAAAGUUGUCUAGUAUCUUUUUAACAUGUGUUUUUAGAAGUGCCAUUGAAAGUUGUGUGUUUAAUUCGAUUGCCCAUUUCCAGAGUAUUUCGAGGGUUUCAAGAAUGAGUGAUUCUGAUGAUAAUUGGUUUGAUAAGGAUAUUGAAGAAUUUCAAGUUCCAAUAAAGAAAAAGACUGUUGAUUUAACUGCAGAACAAUUGGAAGAAGUUAAAAUUGGAGAAGAUGAAAAUCCCAAGUCCUCAGGAAGUGCCUUUGGCCUGCCAGAAGAUUAUGGAGGAAGUUACAACAUAAAAGUGCCUUCGAAACUCCCUAUGAGAAAUACGGAUAACAACUCAAAGAAAACCCGAGGAAAAAACAGUGCUUCUCAGGGAGAAAUCCAGAAAAUGUCGAAGAAAGAAUUGCUGGAGAUCAGUAAAAAGAAUCCUCUAGACGUGUUCUUGGAAAUCAUGGGAAAGGCGCUAAACUUUAAGGAAUUAGCAUUAGAAAAGCAGAAAUCCCACGAAACAAUCAUUCUCUUGAUCGUCGUCUUGGGAAAACUUCACCAAGUUCCGCUGAAUCACAAUUUGGAACACUUCAUGGCUCAGAUCUUGAUGCCCGAUGAUGUUCUGCAGGAAGAUUUGCUAUCCUACGUGAAAUAUGCUGUGGAUCUCGAGGAGAAGAAAACAGCAAACUUGCUGCCCUUUUCUGAUCUAGUUUGGACAAAUUUGGAGUCACUUUGCGGCUUUGGGAUGAGAUUCAAUGGACAAUUCAAUCGUUGGGCUGUUUUGACCCUUGCAAUCUGUGAAAUCCUCGAAGGGAAAAGGAGAGAAUCUUUAGUGGAGAAACACUCGAGGUUUUCAAAAUUGUCGAAUGAUAUCACGACGAAUUACUUCUAUUCGGAAACGAUUUAUGCCAGUCUCGACGAUCUCAAGGAUGUGCCAAGCAAGAGAAGUUGGAGAAAAAAACGAAUUGCGGAAAUGGUAAAGAACAGUGACUUCGCAGAUGCUUCAGAAUACUUGGCAUUCCAGUUAACUCACUUAAAAAACACUUUUGUCUACAAAUUGUUCGAGGGCGUGAAGAAAUUCAAUCAACAGAGAGGAGAAAAGCGACGAAGUAUCGUUUUGGAGGAUAUUUCCGGGACGAAUAUCUUUCCUUUCGUACGCAUUCGCAAGAGUUUCCCACAAAUUAUGUCCUUCAGCGACAAAUACUUUCUCCUUGAUUUGGCUCCGCACGUCAGAGUUGAUCAUCGACUGCCUGAGAAUGUUAGGGAAGAAGUGACGAAGCGAGACUUUCAAUUCAUUCCCGGAUCUCUGCUCUUCCUCUCUACAUCACCCUUGUUUGAGGACUUAAUUGUGGCGGAAAUUCCCUUCCUUCCGGUCGAAGUGCAGCGCGAAGGCUUCCUGAUCGUUGACAUUGUGCGACUGGAGAACAUCAAGGGAUGCAUUUUAAACAGUAAUCUCAUUCUCGUGACGAUUCCUUUCAUGUUCGAGCCCGUGCUGCAGAACUUGAGAGCUCUGCAGAAGAUCUCAACAGCGACGCUACCAAUGAAAGAAUACCUGGUGAAUUGUAAAGCUGCGGCUGUUCUACCUGACUAUGAAAAUCUGGAAGAGUAUGCAUUUUCCUUGGAGAAAAUCAAUCUCAGGGCGGAAGAGCACAGGGAAGAUGACUUGAAAAUGUUGGGAAUGAAUGAGAGUCAAUUUGAAGCCUUUCGAAUGGCGUUGACGAGAAGAUUGACGGUGAUUCAAGGACCUCCAGGAACUGGAAAGACGACAGUCGCCCUGAAUAUCAUUCAGCGCCUCCUGACCAACACUUCUCUCAGGAUUCUUAUCGUCAGCUACAGGAAUUUCUCCCUAGACAAGUUGCUCAUGAGAUGUUCUACUCUCACGGACAAAAUCGUCAGACUUGGAUUGCAAUUGGCAGAUCCGGGAGUCAAGAAGUUCACGCUGGACAGGAGUAUUGUUGAUCCCAGACACUACGCGGUGCAGAAACAAAGUUUGGCUCUUUACAGUGAGGCGAUGGAGAAAUUUGUAGACACGAUGAAGAACCUUGAAGUUGAUGGCAAAACCGAGAAAUGCACUCUUGAUGAGGAUUUCGAGCGACUUCGGCAAGCAACUCUGAGGGAAGCUGAGCUUGUGCAUCUGCGGAUGUACUACGGAUGCAAAGACGCCCGAAUUAUUGGCAUGACAACGUCAGGAGCAGCGAAAUAUCACACUCUUCUUGAGCUUCUUCGUCCAUCAGUUGUGAUCAUUGAGGAAGCGGCUGAAGUACCUGAAUCUCACGUUAUCACUUCCUUAACGCAACACACACAGCAGUUGGUCCUGAUCGGUGAUCAUAUGCAGUUAACAUACUCCCUUGACAUCGACAUGGGUAGGAAUUGCACACCAAAAUCCCUCUUCGAGCGUCUGGUACAGCAUGGAGCGAACGACAUCUGCCUCAAUAUCCAGUAUCGAAUGCAUCCCGACAUGGCCGAUUUGCUGCGAAACACAAUUUACCAUGAUUACUCGGACGGCGAGAAUGUGAAGCAAUACAAGGCAAUUCGAGGAAUUUCUAAGAAUCUCUAUUUUAUUAGCCAUGAAAACCUGGAGACGCUGGCUAGGGAGAGAUACAAACUGCUGCAGCAAGAGUGUCCCAUCAAGAAGAGCGAAGACACGUCGAAAGAGAAUUUCUACGAAAUGCUAUUCACAGUCGGUCUGGCGAAUUAUCUCCGCCAGCAAGGCUACAAAUCUGACGAGAUUGUCAUUCUGACAGCGUAUUCUGGUCAGCAAUUCGCCAUUGGAUCCAUUCUGGUUAAUUUCCCACUGCUGAAGGGCGUAGAAGUGCACACGGUGGACAGCUUCCAGGGUCAAGAAGCGCGCAUUGUAAUUCUGUCGCUCGUGCGGAGCAACGAGAAGUCAAUGAUUGGCUUCCUAACCAGCAAGAAUCGCCUCUGCGUUCUGCUAUCGCGGGCGCAAGAAGGUUUCUAUAUUGUGGGCAAUAUGGAGGCGCUGGUGAGAAGGAGCAAUGAUUGGGAGGAUAUUGCAAUUAAAUUGGAGGCCAAGGACGCUAUUGGUCCCGGAUUGCCCAUAAAAUGCGAGAAGCACGGAGGUGAAAUGAUCGCCACUGGAUUGGAGGACUUUCUGAAGUUCACACGCGAUGGAUGUCCGAUUGGCGAAAGCCUUCCCAAGACCAGAAAGCAUCCUUGCAUAAAUCUUUAAAUUAUUCAAGUU
Messenger RNA from Phlebotomus argentipes, 3211 nucleotides. Its product is annotated as NFX1-type zinc finger-containing protein 1-like. The transcript is spliced from 4 exons. The coding region runs from base 131 to 3199 and encodes 1022 amino acids. Gene Ontology annotation, biological process: regulatory ncRNA-mediated heterochromatin formation. Gene Ontology annotation, molecular function: ATP hydrolysis activity; helicase activity. The record is from RefSeq and is a predicted model, not a curated record. Gene Ontology annotation, cellular component: nuclear RNA-directed RNA polymerase complex. Lineage: Eukaryota; Metazoa; Arthropoda; Insecta; Diptera; Psychodidae.